AUGAGUACCUCAAACGAAACCAAUCCCGAUGCGGGCUGGCAACCCAAGGGACGCCCACAGUCAACCAUCGCUCUCGACUUCUCUGCUGCCCUGGACGAUUUGUUCAAGCUCAAGGGCAUCGGCGCAUUGGAGGAAUCGGUGGUGCAAAAGCAAGACACAGUCCUCUCCCAAAGAUACGAACUCGAGACGCUAGAGACGAAACUGCGCGAAGCAGACGAGAAGCUGAAACGCCUUGAAGCCAAGCACAGACGACAGCAAAGCCAAAUGAUCACAAAACGGAAACCUGUGUCUGCCGAUACGUUCAGUGCCGCAGGUAACGACACGGAAGAGGAUAGCUCUGGCGACAGUGACGGCCAACAAGCGAGCUCUCCGUCGUCCGUGAGAGCAGAUGGAUCCCGAUAA
This is a messenger RNA of Fonsecaea erecta, 402 nucleotides long. RefSeq lists its product as hypothetical. Lineage: Eukaryota; Fungi; Ascomycota; Eurotiomycetes; Chaetothyriales; Herpotrichiellaceae. The record is from RefSeq and is a predicted model, not a curated record. The coding region runs from base 1 to 402 and encodes 133 amino acids. The transcript is spliced from 3 exons.